GGGUCGGCGCGUCCUCGCGGGCGUCAGAGGAAGGCGGGCGCCCCGCGCGGUGACGGCGACGCCUGCGGCCCGGGAACGCUCCACUCGCCGCCGCGGGAGAGCCCGGUGACCUCUCGGCCGCCCCGCCUCGGAGGCUCGGAUGGCUCAGGCUAAGAUCAGCGCCAAAGCCAACGAGGGGCGCUUCUGCCGCUCCUCCUCCAUGGCCGACCGCUCCAGCCGCCUGUUGGAGAGUCUCGACCAGCUGGAGCUCAGGGUUGAAGCUUUGAGAGAAGCGGCCAGUGCUGUUGAGCAAGAGAAAGAAAUCCUUCUGGAAAUGAUCCACAGUAUCCAAAACAGCCAGGACAUGAGGCAGAUCAGUGACGGAGAAAGAGAAGAGUUAAAUCUGACUGCAAACCGCUUGAUGGGACGAACCCUUACUGUUGAAGUUUCAGUAGAAACCAUCCGAAACCCACAGCAACAAGAAUCCCUAAAGCAAGCCACCAGGAUUAUUGACGAGGUGGUCGGUAAGUUUCUAGACGACUUGGGCAAUGCUAAGAGUCACUUGAUGUCACUCUACAGCGCGUGCUCAUCUGAGGUGCCACCGGGGCCCGUCGAUCAGAAGUUUCAGUCCAUAGUCAUCGGCUGCGCUCUUGAAGACCAGAAGAAAAUUAAGAGAAGACUCGAGACUCUGCUGAGAAACAUUGAGAACUCGGACAAGGCCAUCAAGCUGUUAGAGCAUUCCAAGGGAGCUGCUUCCAAAACUCUGCAACAGAAUGCUGACAGCAAAUUUAGUCUGUAAACCGCAGGGCAUCUAGAAACGGUCAUGUAAAAAUGUUAGGUACUAUUUUAAGUGACAACUAGUUCUUUAUGUUAGUACGUAUAACCACUUAUUUGAUACUGACAAUUGUUUUAGAUGAAGAAAAUAUUUCUGCUGCCAUCCGUUUUGUGAAUACCAAUUAAAACGAGAAAUAUUUGAAUUAUCUA
Molecule: messenger RNA, 963 nt
Organism: Ochotona curzoniae (black-lipped pika)
Lineage: Eukaryota; Metazoa; Chordata; Mammalia; Lagomorpha; Ochotonidae
Gene: BAG2
Product: BAG cochaperone 2
Exons: 3
Coding region: 140-778 (212 amino acids)
Biological process (GO): protein stabilization
Molecular function (GO): protein-folding chaperone binding; adenyl-nucleotide exchange factor activity
Source: RefSeq, a predicted model, not a curated record